Stegodyphus dumicola is the source of this 1617-nucleotide messenger RNA. RefSeq names its product phosphorylated adapter RNA export protein-like. Gene Ontology annotation, cellular component: nucleus. Gene Ontology annotation, biological process: snRNA export from nucleus. The record is from RefSeq and is a predicted model, not a curated record. NCBI's taxonomy places the organism in Eukaryota, Metazoa, Arthropoda, Arachnida, Araneae, Eresidae.
AUCUAAACAGAAGCGUUCAGUCUGAAACAUCCAAAAUUUUUUUAAUUUAAUUUUUGUUUAAAAUAAUGCAUAAAAUUUAAAUUAUUGAAGAAAAUUAUCUAGAAAAUUUUAUCUAUAAUGGCACUAAAGUGAAUAGGAAAAAGUACUAUAACUACGGAUUUCUUGCCGCUCCAUAUUAAAAUUGUUUACGAGUGUUUAAGUAGUUUUUUUCAUUCUUUGAACGAUGGAUGCUGUAGUUGGUUAUCGUGUGAAACAGAGCAGUUCAUCUGACAGUGAUUCUGAGGACAGUGACAAGGAAUGCACAUUUUGGAAAAGAGCUUCCAGGAAACCUAAUAAAGAUGUUGUUGAGAAGGCUUCAACAGAUAUAUCACCAUCUGUUGAAAGUUGUAUUGAAACAACAUCCUUAGAAAAUGUUGCUAACCCUGUAGGACAUUCUACUUCCCAACAACAAAAACGUAAAAGGAACACUAUCUGGUCAGAUGUUUUGGAAGAUCAAUUGAUAGCUGAGGACUUGGGAGGUGUCCUUCUUAAGAACAAACCAAAAGGAUAUGGAAGUAGAGGUCAUGAAAGCUAUGAUUACACGUUAGGUUAUCAGUAUCAUAAAACAAAAGGUGAUUUAGACAACCGCAUAUCUGCUAAUGAAUACUCAGGAGAAUCUGAAACCAAUUCUAGGACAUCAAGUGAUUUUAAAAAAAUUUAUAUGAGAAACUUACCUAAAUUAGAUGGUACUGAAACUUCAGCUGCUUGGAAAAUAGUUAAUGUGCUUAAUGAAAAGAAAAAAUAUUUGAUAUUUCGAGUUGUGAAAAUUCUUGGCAUAGAAAAAGCUAUGAAAUUGCUAAAAAUGACUGAAGAGAUAGAGGACAAUGGUGGGAUGAUGAUCAAGAAUAAUACUCGUCGAAGAACACCAGGAGGUGUUUAUUUUCAACUGAUUAAAAAUGAUAAAAGCAUAGACAAGGAAGUGCUAAACAAAAUAUUUGAAGGUGAAAUGUCAAGUUUUGAAGCAAAGAAGUUUUAUGAUCAAAACAGGAAAAAAAAACAGUCCUCUUGGAAGAAAAAGAAAAAAAAGCCAAAGACUACAAAAGGUGAUAAAAAUACUAAACAAUUGGAGGAGUCUGGAGAAAUGAUGCUUGAUGAACAAAUGGAUAUGGAUUCAAAAGACAUGGAAGAAGAAUCACUUUUAGAACAAAAUGCCGUAGGCAAUUCCAUAGAAACAGAUAAGCUUAGUUCUGCAAUAUUAGACAAUCAUGCUGUUAAUCCAACAAAAGAAGAUCUAGAAGAUGGUGAAAUACUAGACUGAUGCAUGAGCUACAAUACAUAAAAAUGAAGAAUGUUGUUCAGUUAUGAUGUUUUGAAAUACACAGUUAAGAUUAGCAUUCUUUAAAUUAAAUAAUUUCAGUGGGUUAAUUGAUAUUUUUUUUUUUUUUUUUUUUUUUUUUUUCUGUGAAAAUUACUAUGUAGGUGUUUAAAAUAUGAUAAAAUAUAAGGUAUAGUCCAUCUGUGCUUUGUGUAGAAUUUGAUUAUGUUUAAAAUUUAAGUGAAUUAUACAGAAUCUUGAAAAGAAAAUUAACUGUAUUUUUAUUCUAUCAGAGAGUAAAAUCAUAACUUCAAUUGUUCAAA